AAUAAUAAAUGAUAUGGCCAAAAAACACUCCCUAGUUCUCCAAUUCAACCACAUUUCCAGUUCCUGAAACUCAAACUCCAACAACAUAUUCAAAUUCAACUUCCAAAAAUAGUAAGAAAACUCCUCCUUCUGAAAUCUUCUACCAUAUGGGGUGUCCUCAAGUUUUCAUCUUUCUCUAUGUAAGAUAAACUUAGAAAAAAUACACAGCAUGUUUUUCAAGAUUCAAUAGCUUAAGCCUGUUACUAAGAAUUUGACUAAUUCGAUUCGAGAAACUGUAGCUGCCUCUGCCAGCACAAGCUUUGUGAAAUCCAUGGCUCCAUCAAUUCUCUUCCUUCUUAUAUCACUUCUCUUCAUUCAAAGCAGUGGUGAUCUCCAACAACACAAUGAAGAGGGUCACAUCUCUGUGAUGAUAUCUGAUAAGGGUCUUGACUUUGCCAAGGAUUUGCUGAUAGACAAAGCUAUUGCCUCCAUUGUUAUGUCUCAGCUUCCAGAGAUUGAGAAGUCAGUGCAAGUUCCACUUGUUGGAAAAGCAAAAGUGGUUCUUUCUGAGAUCACAAUCAAAGAUAUCCAAAUAAACUCUUCAACGGUUGAGACUGGAGAUUCAGGAAUUGUUGUGGUAGUUUCUGGUGCCACUGCAAACUUGAACAUGAAUUGGAGGUAUAGUUGUAGCAGUUGGUUAGUCCCAAUUGGAAUCUCUGAUAGUGGAACUGCCACUGUUAAGGUUAAAGAUCUGGAAGUGGGGCUUACAGUAAAUUUAAGGAACCAAGGAGGAACUCUCAAGUUAAUUCUAUUAGAUUAUGGAUGUAAUGUUGGAGAUAUCUCUAUAAAGUUGAAUGGUGGAGCAGCAUGGCUUUACCAAGUUUUAGUGGAUGCUUUUGAAGGAAACAUAGCUUCUUCAGUUGAAGAUGCCAUUUCAAAGAAAAUAAGAGAAGGGAUAUCAACACUUGACAACUUGUUGAAGUCUCUUCCACAUACAAUCUCAAUUGACCAAACUGCUGUUCUAAAUGUUUCUUUUGUGGACAAUCCUGUGCUGAGUAACUCUUCCAUUGAAGUUGAAAUCAAUGGUUUGUUCAUAGGGACAAACAAAGUUUUAGUACCUCGAAGUAGCCUCAACGGAUUGGAGACUUCAACUUCUUGUGGAGGAUCACCAAAGAUGAUCAAGAUUUCAAUACAUGAAGAUGUUUUCAACUCUGCUUCCUCUGUUUACUUCACAGCAGAUAGUAUGCAAUGGAUUCUUGAUGAGUUACCUGAUCAGAAUCUUUUGAACACUGCUGAAUGGAGAUUCAUAGUUCCUCAAUUGUUCAAGCAAUAUCCAAAUGAUGACAUGAAUCUCAAUAUCUCUGUAUCCUCUGCACCAGUAAUACAAGUAACUAACCAAGAUAUCAAAGCAACCAUUAACUUAGACAUAAUAAUUGAUGUUCUUGAAUCCGGUCAAGUGAUACCUGUUGCAUGCAUCUCAGUGGAUAUUAGUGCUUCUUUUGCUGCAGAAAUCAUAGGAAACAAUGUUACUGGUAAACUCAAAUUGAUAAAGUUUUCAACAAACUUAAAGUGGAGCAAAAUUGGAAAACUACACAUGCAACUGAUUCAGUCCCUGACAUCAAGUGUCCUCAAAACUGUCAUCAUACCAUACCUUAACUCACAACUUAAGAGGGGAAUUGAAUUGCCAAUUCUUGAUGGUUUCGCCGUCUGUAACGCGCGAAUCGCGUAUGCUCAGCCGUGGAUUGAAGUGUGCAGUGAUGUUUCCUUCUCAGGAGACUCAUAUCUGAUGCUGCUGCCAGCUUCAGUAUCUUAAAACUGAAUAAUGUUCUAAGAUAUUUGUCAAGUGUUGUAUUCUUGUGAUAUCAGAGAAUGAAAGAUUGAAUAAAAUUGAAGGCGGCUACUCACACGAAAAUGUCUUCAUGUAAAGAUGAUAACUAAGAUGUCGACAUAUAUUAUGUUAAGAAGUUUAGUCAAACAUGUUAAAUUAUGUAACGAUUUUUAGAUAUCAUCUUUACAGCAAGAUAUCUUCGUGUGAGUAAUGGCCAAAAUUAAAAUACAUGCAUAGAUUAGAGAUUUCUUU
Messenger RNA from Arachis duranensis, 2059 nucleotides. RefSeq names its product putative BPI/LBP family protein At1g04970. The record is from RefSeq and is a predicted model, not a curated record. NCBI's taxonomy places the organism in Eukaryota, Viridiplantae, Streptophyta, Magnoliopsida, Fabales, Fabaceae. Gene Ontology annotation, molecular function: lipid binding. The transcript has 6 exons. Bases 311 to 1792 code for a protein of 493 amino acids.